AAAAAAAUUUAGUCUUUUUUAGGGUUAAACAUCAGAAGACAAGCUUGCGCUGGUUCGGCCAAUCAGAUACGCCCCUGCCAGCUAUAAUAUAGCACCGAGGACAGCCUGUCUCACAAGCUCUCCAGGCUUGCUACCAUUGAAAAUCAGACUCUUUUUGUCUUUUGAUUGCUGUCUCGGGCCCCAACUCCGAUGUGUUCCGUUAUCAGCGCCCAGCAGCCUGCCGAGCCGGCCCCCGUCUGGGUGGGGAUUGCCGGCCAGUCCCCCGCAGCAGCGGCGGGCAAGGUGAUAUAGGAAGAGAAGGAGCCCGCGGAGCCAGAGGGCGCCCGCAGCGGGCCGGAGCCAGCGAGAGGGCGCAGAGGCUCACGCUCGCACGCCCGCCACGCACGCCCGCGCAGGAACGGCUCUGAAGCCACCGGGCUGCACGGACGAGAUGCUGCUGUUGGCGAGAUGUCUGCUGCUGGCGCUCGUCUCCUCGCUGCUGAUGUGCUCGGGGCUGGCCUGCGGACCCGGCAGGGGAUUUGGGAAGAGGCGGCACCCCAAAAAGCUGACCCCUUUAGCCUACAAGCAGUUCAUCCCCAACGUGGCCGAGAAGACCCUGGGGGCCAGUGGAAGAUACGAGGGGAAGAUCUCAAGGAACUCGGAGAGAUUCAAGGAGCUCACCCCCAAUUACAACCCUGACAUCAUAUUUAAGGAUGAAGAAAACACCGGAGCAGACCGGCUGAUGACUCAGAGGUGCAAGGACAAGUUGAAUGCCUUGGCCAUCUCAGUGAUGAACCAGUGGCCAGGUGUGAAGCUGCGGGUGACGGAAGGCUGGGACGAGGACGGCCACCACUCAGAGGAGUCGUUGCACUAUGAGGGCCGUGCAGUGGACAUCACCACGUCAGACCGCGACCGCAGCAAGUACGGCAUGCUGGCACGCCUGGCCGUGGAGGCCGGCUUUGACUGGGUCUACUACGAGUCCAAGGCGCAUAUCCACUGCUCUGUGAAAGCAGAGAACUCGGUGGCAGCCAAAUCCGGCGGCUGCUUCCCGGGCUCGGCCACGGUGCACCUGGAGCACGGCGGCACCAAGCUGGUGAAGGACCUGAGCCCCGGGGACCGCGUGCUGGCGGCCGACGACCAGGGCCGGCUCCUCUACAGCGACUUCCUCACCUUCCUGGACCGCGACGACGGCGCCAAGAAGGUCUUCUACGUGAUCGAGACGCGGGAGCCACGCGAGCGCCUGCUGCUCACCGCCGCGCACCUGCUCUUCGUCGCGCCGCACAACGACUCGGCCGCCGCGGAGCCCGAGGCGCCUUCGGACGCGGGGCCGCCGCCGGGGGGCGCGCCGGGGCGCCGGGCGCUCUUUGCCAGUCGCGUGCGCCCGGGCCAGCGCGUGUACGUGGUGGCCGAGCGCGGCGGGGACCGCCGGCUCCUGCCGGCCGCCGUGCACAGCGUGACGCUGCGCGAGGAGGCCACGGGCGCGUACGCGCCACUCACGGCGCAGGGCACCAUCCUCAUCAACCGGGUGCUGGCGUCGUGCUACGCGGUCAUCGAGGAGCACGGCUGGGCACACUGGGCCUUCGCGCCCUUCCGCCUGGCGCACGCGCUGCUGGCCGCUCUGGCGCCCGCGCGCACGCACCGCGGCGGGGACGGCGACGGCGGGGGCGGGGGCUGCGUCCCCCCGCCCGCGCCAGGUGCGGCCGACGCGCCGGGCAUCGCGGGCGUCCACUGGUACUCGCAGCUGCUCUACGAAAUAGGCACCUGGCUCUUGGACAGCGAGGCCUUGCACCCGCUCGGCAUGGCGGUCAAGUCCAGCUGAAG
Messenger RNA from Manis pentadactyla (Chinese pangolin), 1800 nucleotides. RefSeq names its product sonic hedgehog signaling molecule (gene SHH). Bases 431 to 1798 code for a protein of 455 amino acids. NCBI's taxonomy places the organism in Eukaryota, Metazoa, Chordata, Mammalia, Pholidota, Manidae. Gene Ontology annotation, biological process: multicellular organism development; smoothened signaling pathway; cell fate specification. Gene Ontology annotation, molecular function: calcium ion binding; patched binding. The record is from RefSeq and is a predicted model, not a curated record. The transcript has 3 exons.